Capsella rubella is the source of this 1842-nucleotide messenger RNA. Its product is annotated as SUN domain-containing protein 1. The record is from RefSeq and is a predicted model, not a curated record. The transcript is spliced from 2 exons. Gene Ontology annotation, biological process: nuclear envelope organization. Lineage: Eukaryota; Viridiplantae; Streptophyta; Magnoliopsida; Brassicales; Brassicaceae. Bases 201 to 1619 code for a protein of 472 amino acids. Gene Ontology annotation, molecular function: protein-membrane adaptor activity. Gene Ontology annotation, cellular component: nuclear envelope.
AAACGACGUUAAAAAGUAGAAGACUUGGGCAACCGGAGAAGACGGUUCAGAGUUUUUGAAAUUGUUGUUGUUGUUACUCUUUCUCGAUUUCGAACAAAGUUUUCGAAUUUUUCCAACUCUCUGUAGUGAAAUCAGGGUUUCGAUUUCGAUUUUUUGCCAAAAGAUUUGGGUUGCGAGAUUGUGUAGUCAAACCAGAUCAAAUGUCGGCAUCGACGGUGUCGAUCACCGCUAAUACGGCGGCGGCCACUAGACGGACGCCUAUUCUUGCCGGAGAGAAGAAAUCUAACUUUGAUUACCCUCAAAGCGAAUCGCUUGUGAACGGCGGUGUUGGCGAAGCCGGUGGUACGAGCAGAGAUCUGAGCCGCGGUGAUGCUAUCCUUGAUCGAUCUCAGGGACAAGAUUUGGGUCCCGUGACGAGGAGGUCUGGUUCCGCCGCGACGGCGACUAAUACCACCGCCACGCAGCGCCGGACGCGGAAGGUUGCUACUCCUAAGCCCGAGAAAGCGGGAUGGAAGAGAGUUGUGAGGAUAUUUGCGAAGCAGCUUGGGGCACUUUUGUUUAUUGUUGGGUUGAUUCAAUUGACGAGGAAGAUGAUUCUCAUGGCUUCCUCUCCAUCCUCUCCGAUUUCUUCUUUUGGGACGGAAAUGGCUUUUUCUGGAUUGGAGAGUCGAAUUGCGGAAGUAGAUGGUCUUGUUAAGGCCACAACGAGUACGAUGCAGGUUCAAGUUGAAUUACUUGAUAAGAAGAUGGAGAGGGAAGCUAAAGCACUGAAGCAAGAAAUCGAGAGGAAAGCUUCUGCAUUUCAGAGUGAGUUGAAGAAGAUAGAAUCUAGAACCGAGUCACUAGAGAAGUCAGUAGAUGAAGUAAAUGCUAAACCUUGGGUAUCUAAAGAUGAGUUAGAAAGGAUUUAUGAGGAACUGAAGAAGGGUAAUGUCGAUGAUUCUGCUUUUAGUGAGGUUAGCAUUGAUGAAUUGAGGGCGUAUGCUCGUGAUAUCAUGGAGAAAGAGAUUGAGAAACAUGCUGCAGAUGGCCUUGGCCGAGUUGACUAUGCGUUGGCGUCUGGUGGUGCUUUUGUGAUGCAGCAUUCAGAUCCGUAUCUUAUUGGAAAAGGGAGUAGUUGGUUUGCGACAAGCAUUCGACGUGCUCAUACCAAUGCUGUUAAGAUGCUAUCUCCCAGUUUUGGGGAGCCUGGUCAGUGUUUUGCUCUGAAAGGUAGCAAUGGCUAUGUGCAAAUCAGGCUGAGAGGACCAAUCGUACCUGAGGCUUUCACAUUGGAGCAUGUAGCUAAGAGUGUAGCUUAUGACAGAUCGAGCGCUCCAAAAGAUUGCCGAGUAUCAGGAUGGCUGCAAGGGCAGGAAUCCUCAGUCGAGGAAGAGAAGAUACAACUUCUAACAGAGUUCACGUACGACCUAGACAGGUCAAAUGCACAGACAUUCAACAUCUUAGACUCAUCAUACUCUGGUCUUGUAGAUACUGUCAGGCUGGAUUUCACCUCCAACCAAGGAAGCAACUCGCACACUUGCAUUUACCGGUUCAGGGUUCAUGGACGUGCACCAGAGCCAGUCUCUGUUGUGGAAACCAGUCUUGAUCAGGAGGACUCUUCACAUGGAUAUGAAUAAAACCAAAACCUCUUCUGUCUUGUAACAUUCCUUCAACCACAUAUCUUUUGUUGCCUAUGUUUUGGAAAGAAGGAAAAGAAGAAAGCAUCAGAUUCUGUGAUUAGACUAGUAGAGAGAGUUGUUUGAUUUGAUUCCUCUUUGUGUUUUUUACCUUAUGGGUUUAUUUGGCUGCAGACUACAUAAAAUUUAUGAAAAUGAAAAUAGUGACAAGAAUUCCAAUUCA